AUUGUUGAAUGUUCACGAGAAAAAUGAGAACAGGAUUUUGGAUAGCGACUACAUUCUACGUGGCGACGAGCACAUGCAUUUUACCGUCACCAUUAACGCUGCAACUGAUCCUGGAAUUCGCCAAGUGGAGAUCCUGGGAUCAAAUAGUGCUUUUCGAAAAUCUGAGCUCGUUAGACUGCGUAUUCGCGUACACAAGACCUCUGUUUGCGUGUCUCGCCGAGAAAGGGAUCAGCGUGUCGAUACAGUCGGCCGUCAAUCCGAACAUACCGGACGCCCUUAUGAUCCAGAAACAUCGAAUCGGAUCGAUCGUGCUGCUCGAUGGACUAAAUCUAACGUCCCCGGAGAACGUUCUUAACGUGGCCUCCCAGAAGUUUCUCUUCAACUAUUACAUCUCCUGGUUGAUGAUCACCACGAGGAACACGGACGCGACUAUCGACAGGGUGCUACGGCAUUUGAAUAUCGGCAUCGACAGCGAUGUGGUCGUCGCCACGCCUUCCCUUUCCCACUCGGAGAUCCAGAAUUUAUCGCAAACUUACUGGAACAGGUCAUGUUGCUGUCUGCGACGUUACGGCGGCCAUUUUGCGUACCGCGAGCCUCCCACGAAGCGGAUCGACGAGAACGCCUCGAUGAACUUGAAAUACGCGAUCUUGGAGAACCGAACGGUGGUCUUCUAUUUCGUCAACGUGUACAAAAUCCGACAUUCCGAUAACACCAGCCUGGUGACGAAUUUCCUCGGUUCCUGGAACCCGGAUUCAUGGACGUUACAGAAUCAAGCGAGCGUGAAGCUUCGGAACGACUUCAAAGGGUUGCCGAUCGUUUUCGGCGUGUUGAACGGCACGAUCGACGGACAGAUGGACGCCACCGAUCAAUUAGAAGCGAACGAUAUCGCGCCUCUUCUUGAUUUCGCGAUCUUCGUCACGAGCAGCGUGAAUGCAAGCAUAGAAUUGGUGCCCCACGAAAAGCUCGGUACACUGAACAACAAAGUAUGGAGCAAUCUUCUUGGAGAUGUGGUCGCCGGAACCGUCGAUAUAGGAUUGGGAUACAUAACCGUGACCGAGGAACGACAAGCAGAGAUGACGUUUAGCCAUCCUUUGAUACGUUAUAUGAGAAAUAUUUAUUACCAUCCGCUGGAAAGCGGAACUAUGAGAGACAUAUUUCGUCAGCCUUUUAACAACUGUCUGUUGGGAUGCGUCGCGUCCACGUAUCUCGCUAUUUUCAUCGCGAUGGGGCUUAUCAUCUACGCCGCGAAAACUGUCCUCCAUCAUGAAGAUGAGAAACGCGUUGGAAUGGGAGAGGCUGCCCUCUGGUGCAUCAGUAUAAUGUGCAUGCAAGGUUCUCCGUGGACACCGCGCAAUCCGUCCGGAAAGACGGUUCUAUUGUUCAGUCUGAUGUUCGCGUUGGUAAUGUACAACGCUUACGCUGGCUUUAUUACAUCCAUAUUGUCGGUCCAAGCAAGCGGUAUCAAGUCGAUCACCGAUCUUCUAUCGUACAAUUUCAAGUUGGGUUACAGCAUAACCGACGAUGAAUAUAUUCGGAACGUGAACGACAGCAAUCUCCGUGAGCUUUACAUAAGAGCUUUCAACAAUCGUGAGUCCAGAUUAGACACCACGUCCGGUCUCACGAAAGCAGUGCAAGGGCAAUACGGUUUCUUCGUAAGCGCCACCCUCGCACGGCGUGCUCUCAGAACGACGUUAAUACAAGAACGGUGCACCUUGAAGGAGUUACCCCUUCCGCAAACAUUCACGAUGGUCGCUCUACCGAUGGCCCAUUCUUGUCCCUACAAAAAGAUAAUUAACCUAAAUAUUUUGAGGAUACGAGAGCGAGGAGUACUGAACAGGAUAACGGAACGAAUGCUACCGGAAAUGCCGCAGUGCAAGUCCCCGACCACAUUUCACAGCGCCCGGCUGGCCGACGUUUAUUCCGCGUUCUUUAUUCUAAUCGCGGGCGGACUGACAGCGAUUUCGAUCUGGAUCGCAGAGAGGAUCUGGAAUAAAAGGCGGCAAAUGAAGGACACCAUAGUAAGGGGGAUGCGUCAGCAUCAUCUGAUGCCGAAUCUGUCGCACUUACCCCAUCUACCUCACCGACCGAAUGAUAUUUUCGCGAAUGAUUCUCAUGAAACGAGGAUCAACAAACUGUUCGACCACAAUUCGCAGGAUCCACCAAGAACGAUUUCACGUUCCGAGUUGAACGACAACGAUGCGACGGAUUACGACAAAAUCAAUCGUUCGUCUUUCGUGUCGAGAUUUCGCAACGGUCGUGGACAGGUCGCUUCUAAUGAAAUGGUAUUUCCUGAACUACCGAGGACAAAGUUCUCAAACGACACGAAGACCAGCGAUCGUGUAGUAUUUCCUUUUCACGAAUGA
Molecule: messenger RNA, 2363 nt
Organism: Dufourea novaeangliae
Lineage: Eukaryota; Metazoa; Arthropoda; Insecta; Hymenoptera; Halictidae
Exons: 10
Coding region: 9-2363 (784 amino acids)
Cellular component (GO): membrane
Molecular function (GO): ligand-gated monoatomic ion channel activity
Source: RefSeq, a predicted model, not a curated record